Messenger RNA from Papaver somniferum (opium poppy), 1305 nucleotides. RefSeq lists its product as uncharacterized. The record is from RefSeq and is a predicted model, not a curated record. The transcript has a single exon. NCBI's taxonomy places the organism in Eukaryota, Viridiplantae, Streptophyta, Magnoliopsida, Ranunculales, Papaveraceae. Bases 1 to 1305 code for a protein of 434 amino acids. Gene Ontology annotation, molecular function: RNA-DNA hybrid ribonuclease activity; nucleic acid binding.
AUGGGUAUAAAAUGGAUAUUCAAUGAAGUGGAAGAGCAUACAAGAUGGUUAUUUGGGAAUGGAAAGGACAUAUCUGCAUGGAAUGAUAAAUGGGUGAUGGAGAAAACAUCGAAAGAAAUAUAUCCUGAAAAUAACUACAUAAAGCAAUUUCCUGACAUGAAAGUUUCAGACUUUAUACUAGAUGGAGAAUGGAUCUUACCUACUGAACUUCUGGAGAUGAUUGGAGUAAAUGAAUUACGUGUUCUAAAUGGUGAUAGAGACAGAAGAAUAUGGACUGGUACAGUAACAGGGGACUUCACAAUAUCUUCUGAAGUAGAAGUCAUUAGACAGAAAUUUCAUCAAAUACAUUGGACUAAACAGGUAUGGGAUAACUCAUUUCAUCCAAGUAUAUCUUGUAAUCUGUGGAAGUUAGCUAGAAAUAUAACUGCAACUGAUGAUAAUAUGAAGAAAAGAAAGUUCAAUAUAGCUUCAAGGUGCAUUUUAUGCAAAAAUGAAGAGGAAACAAGAGAACAUAUACUCUGGUACUGUAAUUUUAGUGAAAUAAUCUGGAAGUGGCUUGGAGGCAUUUUUAGUUUCAGAAAUCCAAGAUCUUUUGAAGAUAUAUUGCAAUUAUCCAACCAAAAAAGUCAUGCAAUAAAAGAAACCUGGAGAUUGGCUUCAUUUAUAACAAUGAAAGAACUCUGGUUCCUAAUAAAUGAAUGCUUAUAUGAUAAUGGAAAGUGUGAUGUACUGGUCAUAAAAAGAAAAAUAUUGAAUACCAUUUCAGACAGUGAAGUAAGAAUAAAGGCAGUGACGUGGAACAGUCAAUAUGAUCUGCAGGUGCUAAGGAGUUUUGGUUUAAAAUCAAGAAGAGUUAAAAGAAUGACUGUCAAAGAAGUUUUCUUCUCACUUCCAGCACAGGGGCAACUAUUGUUAUGUUGUGAUGGGGCUUCUAGAGAAAACCCAGGUGCAUCUGGAUAUGGGAUUUUUGGAAGAAAUAGCACUGGUGAAUUCAUUAUAGCAAUCUCAGGUGGUCUGGGGAUAUCAACAAACUAUUAUGCAAAGAUUUAUGCAGUUAUCAUAGCAGGGAAAUGGGCUAUACAUAAUGAAUUCUUCAAUAUUGUUUUAAGAACAGACUCAAAGGCAGUGAUUCAGGCUUUUGCAUCUCAUAAACUUCCUUGGUUUGCAAUAGCAAGGUGGAGAAAGAUAUGCUCAGUUAUGACAAAGUGGAGUUUUAUACACAACUACAGGGAGGUAAACUUCUCAGCUGAUAAAACAACAAAGAAAGGAUCAACCCUAAACAGGGGAGAAAAAAAUCAUUUUUGA